ACCUACAGAAGAUCACCGCUGCCAAAUCAACAGUAUAAACUCUAGAAGAAAGUUGGUAACCACUCAUCAUUCUCCUCAAAACAACAGCAGGGUGGCCAUAGCAGCCAAAUGAUGGACUAGCCGACAAGAGACGAUGGAGGGGGUCGAACAAGCUGCUUCUGCUAAGAACAGUGAGAGUCUGGCAGAGCUGUCUGUUGUACAAAGUACUGUAGCCUUAGAUGGGCUUUCUGAUGAUCAGCCAUCACCACAGUCUGACCUUAACCUUCCCCACGUCACAGACGACACGGCCUGGUUGAUGGUUCAAGAAGAGCCGACGUCGUCCGAGCUCAGAGAGCUCGGUUCCGCCUCAGGAGAGGAGGGAGAGAGCGGAGAGAAUGUAGACAGCCAUGAAACCAAAGCAUCACUCAGAAACAAGCGAGCGCUGAGUACGAGUGAUCAGAAUGGAAAGGAAGCUGAAAAAAAUAAAGCACCAAAGAAGAGCUGUGCUUCUGUAACAACCAGCACAUUACAAGACCCAGUUCAGAGCUCGACUCUGUCACUGUCUGAUCAUUUGAAGUUGGGCCGGGAUGCUGCCGAUGGAACAGGAAUGAACGUGGAGUGCAGGAUAUGUGGAGACAAAGCUUCGGGUUUCCACUAUGGUGUUCAUGCUUGUGAGGGAUGUAAGGGAUUUUUUAGACGCACUAUUCGUAUGAAGUUAGAGUACGAGCGCUGUGAACGCAUCUGCAAAAUCCAGAAAAAGAAUCGCAAUAAGUGUCAAUACUGCCGUUUCCAGAAGUGUCUGGCUCUCGGGAUGUCUCACGAUGCUAUCCGGUAUGGACGUAUGCCUGAGGCAGAAAAGAAGAAGCUAGUGGCAGGGCUGCUAGCAGGAGAGAAGAGUCUGCUGAGCCCAGGAGGCUCUGAUCUCAAAACCUUGGCUAAGCAUGUGAAUACAGCCUAUCUGAAGAAUCUCAACAUGACCAAGAAGAAGGCUCGAAGCAUUCUUACUGGCAAAACCACCUGCACACCGCCCUUUGUAAUUCAUGAUAUGGACUCGCUGUGGCAGGCAGAGAAUGGCCUUGUCUGGAACCAGUUAAACGGUGCACCUCCAAACAAAGAAAUCGGAGUCCAUGUCUUCUACCGCUGCCAGUGCACCACUGUGGAAACCGUUCGAGAGCUCACAGAGUUUGCCAAAAACAUCCCAGGCUUUGUAGAUCUCUUUCUUAAUGAUCAGGUAACGCUGUUAAAGUAUGGCGUACACGAAGCCAUUUUUGCAAUGCUGCCAUCUCUCAUGAAUAAAGAUGGACUCCUAGUAGCUAACGGAAAGGGCUUCGUGACGAGAGAGUUCUUGCGUAGCCUUCGCAAACCCUUCAGUGAAAUUAUGGAGCCCAAGUUUGAGUUUGCUGUGAAGUUUAAUGCCCUCGAGCUGGAUGAUAGUGACCUGGCUCUGUUUGUGGCAUCUAUUAUACUGUGUGGAGACCGUCCUGGACUUAUGAACGUAAAGCAGGUGGAGCAGAUCCAGGACAGCAUCCUUCAGGCUCUGGACCAGCACCUCCAGACUCACCAUCCUGACUCAGUCCAUCUCUUUCCCAGACUGCUGCAAAAGAUGGCUGACCUGCGACAGCUAGUCACAGAGAACGCUCAGCUUGUUCAAAUGAUUAAAAAGACUGAAUCGGAGACUUCGUUGCAUCCACUUCUACAGGAAAUCUAUAAGGACAUGUAUUAAUUUUUAUGACUGUAAGACUUUGGUCCUGAAUUAAGAAAUGUUGCUGCACACAGGUGUCCAUGGUGCUGCCUAUGCCAUAAAAUUUUUAUAUUGACACACAUGGAGCUUUAUCAAAUACUGUUUAAAAACUGACUAUUUUCUUACAGGGAGAUCUUUUUGUUUUUUCAGAACUCUUAAAUUUUUGUGACAGGUAAACCUCAGAUUUUGACUUUUUAACAGCAGAGUAAUAUUACAAAACUACCCAGAAUAUAACUAUUCUGAGAAGAAGAAUUUUAAAACAUUUAAAUAUUUUAAAUAUAAAAAUUUAGGAGUCGUGAAGGUUGUUUCUAAUUUUUAGAUUCAUUUAUUACUUAACACUUAUUUAUCAUGGCCACAUGUACCUCACAGUUUAAUUUUGUGGUUUUGUUUUGAUCCGAUCAAUAUGAAAACUGUAAUACUGCUUGCUAAGAUAACAAUUAAUUGCUUCACUUUAUAGUUCAUACUAAAGCUAAUGUUUACACUACAUGUUUUUCCCUGCAUGACCAGAAGUGUUUUAUUUCAUUAGUGUAAACAGCUGAAACGACUUCAAUUAGGACCUUUUCAGUUUUGUUCUGGACCACAUAUGUGGCACUGAAAUUCUAAAUGUGGCUGAUAUAUGCUAUUGUAACCUCGGUCAGACCUUGUCAGAUCAAAAGUCCUGCAAUUUGUAUGUUCUUUCUUUCUUCUUCUUCUUCUUCAUAUUCUUCUUCUUCUUUUUUUUCUUCUUAUUGUUAUUAUCUUACCAUCCAUCUUGUUGUUGGCUGUUCUCUUCCUUUUUACCUUCGUUUUUCCAGGCAUAAUUGCCUUUUCCAGUUGGUUCUUCUCAUAAUGUGUCCAAAAUAAGAGCACUUCAGUUUGGUUAUCUGUACUUUGAGAGAGAGGUUCGGUUUGAUUUGGUCAAGGAUCCAUCUCUUUGUCUUCUUUGCCAUCCAAGGUCCUCCUAAUUAUAUUGAUUGAAUUAUAUCAUAGCUUGUGUACUGCAAUUACUCUAAAAAUUCCUCAAAAUAUAAAUGAGCCAUUCAUUCAACAUGCUACCACAAAAAUCAUAAGAUGUUUCAUUAACUUGCAGUGAAGUAAAUAUAGGUAAUUAAUAUUUAGCCAGUUUUUUUGGAUAAUUACUGUAAGGGUAAAAACCUUUCAUUGUAAACAAUGCUAGUGGUUCCCCUUAACUUUAAUGUGCAUUGAAUAGAUUUUUUUUGUUUUAAUAGACUGAUGUUUGAAAACUAACAAAGAGUAUGGGAUCUAAAACAAAUGCUACUGAAAAUAUGUGAUACAAAUGUUAUUAAUAUUGCAACAGUAAUAAAAACCACAGAAAAUUUGAUUUAGGCAGAAUAUUCAGUACACAGCGCAAAAGCAUGUACUUUUUAUGUUAAUUCAUUAUCUGCUCACCCAAUGAAACAGAUUUUUAUUAAUUUUAUUAACAAUAUUUGUUAUUCUGUGAUUUUUAUGUAUUUCCCCGAACAGAAUGUCACCUAAAAGUGUUUAGACUGUUUAGCUAUUAACCCUGUCGAUAUGAGACUUGUGUAUUAACACCAAUCUUAUAUCUGUAGUAUAUUUCAUCUAUAUUUUUGUAGAUCAUAACCAUGUCCUAUUUGAAGGCUUUUAGAUUGUACCAUGUGUUAAACAUUGCCACUUGAUGCUGAAAGGCUAAAAAGCACAAUAUAAAUAACAUGUAUACACAGUGAAAUGUUAAAUCUGGUUAAUGUGCAAUUUUGUGCUGAAUACACAAACCUUUCACGCA
Trichomycterus rosablanca is the source of this 3461-nucleotide messenger RNA. RefSeq names its product peroxisome proliferator-activated receptor delta b (gene ppardb). Gene Ontology annotation, biological process: fatty acid metabolic process; positive regulation of fatty acid metabolic process; negative regulation of cholesterol storage. Gene Ontology annotation, molecular function: DNA-binding transcription repressor activity, RNA polymerase II-specific; nuclear receptor activity; zinc ion binding. The record is from RefSeq and is a predicted model, not a curated record. Bases 134 to 1702 code for a protein of 522 amino acids. The transcript has 8 exons. Gene Ontology annotation, cellular component: nucleus. Lineage: Eukaryota; Metazoa; Chordata; Actinopteri; Siluriformes; Trichomycteridae.